Molecule: messenger RNA, 3792 nt
Organism: Orbicella faveolata
Lineage: Eukaryota; Metazoa; Cnidaria; Anthozoa; Scleractinia; Merulinidae
Product: ADP-ribosylation factor GTPase-activating protein 2-like
Biological process (GO): COPI coating of Golgi vesicle
Molecular function (GO): GTPase activator activity
Source: RefSeq, a predicted model, not a curated record
AUGACGUUUCCAAACUUCUCUCGGAAGAAGAAAAUGGCGGAUGCGGUUGUGAGUCCGAAAGACAUCGCCAUUAUAUUCAAGCGGUUGAAAACUCUUCCUGAUAAUAAGACUUGCUUUGAUUGCGGACAUAACAAUCCAACGUGGGCAUCAGUAACUUACGGAGUAUUUCUAUGUAUAGACUGCUCGGCCGUUCAUCGAUCUCUCGGUGUUCACUUGACCUUCAUUAGGUCGACGCAACUGGAUACAAAUUGGACAUGGCUACAGUUAAGAGCGAUGCAAGUUGGCGGCAAUGCGAAAGCGAAUGCUUUCUUUAGACAGCAUGGUCUCUCCACUGAAGAUACAGCUGCUAAAUACAAGGGUCGUGUGGCCCAGAUGUACAGAGAAAAGCUAGCAACACUAGCAGCAAGAGCUUUCCAACAAUAUGGAACCCAGCUUCAUUUGGAUAGUCACCAUGGUCCACAUACACCCAACUCUCCUGAUCGUAAAGAUCAUGAUUUCUUCAAAGAAGUAGAGAGUCAGUCUUUUCAGCAGACUGUUGUGAUACCAACAAAUGGAAAGAAUGGAAACAAUGCUGGCAAUGAUCUUAGCCAAAACAUGGAAAAUCUUAGUGUUUCUCCACCAAAGCAUCAAGAUGCCCGUGUACCCACAAUAGGAACCAGAAAGCCUGCUGCUACCAAGAAGAAAGGGCUUGGAGCUAAAAAGGGUGGAUUAGGAGCAACCAAGGUGAGCACAAACUUCAGUGAGUUGGAAUCCAGAGCCCAGCAACUGGACAAAGACAGGGAAAAGGCAGCGCUUGUGAAUGCCAAAGAAGCUGAAGCAGAGCUCAUGUCUCCCAACCUUGCAUACAACCCUGUGAACUUCAAGAAAGAGGAGGAAAAGAUGCGACACACUGAUCCCAAAAAGGCUGCGCAGCUGGAACGUCUCGGGAUGGGUUUAGGUGGGGGUAAGAAAGGGACAUCCACCCCUUCUGGCAGAGGUCAUUCUGCAUCAGCUGCCAUGGAGACCGUUGAGCAAUUGAGGCCUUCCAAGACACAGCCAUCCUUUGCUGACAAGCUCAGGGUGUCAUCAAACUCCAAUAUGGAUUUAUUUGACAGCUAUGGAAUGGAUGGGACAAGUUUUACUGAACCACCUCCCAUGUAUGAUAGUCCAUUUGGAUCAAGCUCCUGGGAUAGGGAUAGAGAUAGGGAUGAAAUAGGCUCAUCUUUUUCCAGUGAAAGGCGAUCAAGCCGUGAAGACAGGUUUGACAGAAGAAGAGAUCCAGAACCUGUAGAUUAUUCAUCUUCAGGUGAAGCUCAAAGAAAGUUUGGAAAUGCCAAGAGUAUUUCCUCAGCUCAGUUUCAUGGAAAUUCAGACCAGGAGGAGUAUGCCAUCAAGUCUCGGCUGGAUCGUUUCCAAGGAUCCAACAGUGUUUCUAGUGCAGACCUCUUUGGCAAUGAUGACAGCAGACCUUCAAGAUCAAAUGCUGCUGGUAGUUUUUCAUCAGCUGAUCUUUCACAGCUUAAAGAAGGAAUGGCUAGAAUGACUGGGAAGUUGUCAAGUAUGGCUUCAGGAGUUAUAGGAACAUUACAGAACCGUUACAGUGGGUCCAGUUGAAGAUUGUUACAAUCUUAGCAAUUACAACUAGGAGAAUUUGUCAUUUCAAUUGGCAUUAUUGAAGUAUAUUCAUUAACAAGUUAUGUUUUGUUAACCAAUGUGAACAACACAUCAAGGCAAGGUCCAACCUUGUUGACCAGCUAUUUAUUCUCCUUUCAUGUUUUUUCUUUGGGGAAGUUGUUUGUAGAGUGGAAGAUGAUAAAGUUCAUUUGCUUUUGUCCUAAAAAAGUUGCAGUUCAACCUAUUGAAUUCAUGAAAAAAAAUAAUUCACUGAAUUACUACUGGUGUACCUUCCAUCUAUCAAUGAUUCCUCUCUGAGUGAACGAGAAGUAGGCUCUUCAGACGGUUUUAAAUUGGACCGAGUUUGAUAAGAUCUUACAGGCAAUAAGAAAAGUAAUGUAUUGCCUAUGUUACUCACUGGCAAUUUUAUGAGAAUUUAUAGUUAAAAGAGGAACAUUAAACUGUUUCAGACAGAAAGGUGAAUUAGAAAGAAAUGAUUAAAUUAAAGAGAACGUUUUCACGAUUUCUUCAAAUCUAGUGUUCUUCCAAAGCAGGGCAUUUUUUAGGGGAAUACAAUGUAAUUGAAAUCAUUACCAGAAUAUUUACAAAGGAAAAGGGAGUGAAGUGAAGAAUAUAUCUUGACUGUUCAUUUGAAUGUUUAAUGCUAGCAAACCUCAGCUUUGAAAAAAUAAAACUCAGAAUUUUAGGAAUUUAACAUUAAAUUUGAAUUUACACGAUACAUUGGUCACUCAGUCUUAUUUAUUGUUCAACUGUCAGUAUACAUGCAACACCAUCUUGUAAACUUCACUUUUUUCCUAAUCCUUCUAAGGCCGUUCAUCCCAAUUACACAUGGUCAGUCAGUGUAUAGUAUUCAUGCUCAAAACAAGGUUGAACCAUGCUUAAAUAGCUUGCCAGUGUUGCCUUCAGCUUGGACAAGUGUUGAUCUCAAGUUACCUGUGAUUAUUGGUAACCAUUAUCGGCCAUGAUAUCUUUGCAAGGGAGUUGGAAUGUUUGUCAUACAGUAAAGACUACUCUAUACAUGAUGUAGGUAGCGCAAUAAACUAUUAUUGUGUAAUGGAAGCAGCUAUCUGCCUGUUAACUUUGAUUUCAGUAUAGUAUAAUAUAUUCUAUUAUUUUGUAGUGUAACAUCAUUGUGUGGCAAAAGUAGAAUUCAUAAGAGUUAGAAAUGGAAUAUUUUAAAAUCCAAAAUGUUCUACGGGUAUGGGUGAAAUUGUUAAUUAUUUUAAUACUUACCUUUUUAACUGAUGGUAUUGUUCAUUUACAAUAUAAACGUUUUUGAAUGAAACCAUAGCUUUAUGAUGGCCCAUAAAAUUAUUUGGCCAAAAGUUCUGCUGAUGGCUCACUUCAUGUUCUGUUGCAAUAGUAUUGAAAUUAUAUGCCAAUUGUUGUUUUCUUGCUCGGGCUUAAAAUGAUCUCCAAUUGAUUGCAGACCUCAUAUUUUUUUUUUUGAAUCAGACAUUAUAUCUUGUUAGAGGUUCAGAAAAGUGCACAAAAAAACAGUUAUUAUGUAGUUUUCACUUGUAACAUAAUCACAUAUAAUUAUUGUAGCAAAUUAGCAAGUGGUUUGUUAGUUAUAGGCAUUUUAAAGUAAUGUUAAGUGGGUCAUUGUAAAUGAAAAUGGUUUAUGACUUCUGUCUUUCAGCCCCAACCUGAUCUAAGUGGUGAUCAUUGCUCUGUUAAGACAUUGUUGUUCUUGAUCAGGAUGAGUAAAGAAGACUUUUGUCACAGUCCUUUAAUUUAUUGUAAAAAACAUCCUUGUCAUAGCAGGAGAAACUUCCAUAAAGUGUUUCUUUUUUUAAGGAGGAAGUAGUGGUAAAUUUGUGUCGUCUUUGGGGCUGAAAGAUUUCCGGUAUAGCAUUUAAAAUAAUUAUACAGCCUGGUGCCUUGGUGUUGCUUCCUAGCUUUGAGUUUUUGAAGCAGGUAAGAAAGAGAAGCACUUGGCUGCAUAUGAAUGGACUAUUCAGUAUGUGUAGUGAACUCCCUGUAAUCCAGAUACUUGGCAGAGACCUCUUGGAAAUAUUUCAUCCUAGAAGAGGCGUUGUCCACUUUUGUGGGGUUUCCUUGACAACAUCUCUGUCUUGGUGAGGGUUGACCAUCGUAAAGGGGGAGCUCACUCUACUUGUAGAAAUGUCUAUGUAAUGUGUUGUUGUCACUUGAUUAAAUUGUUUUAAAAUCCGG